UUAUGUUUAGUGUGUCUGUGCUGUGGUUCUGGUGUGUAGCGCCUUUAGCAGCGCAGCAGUGGCUGAAGGAAACAGCAGCAGUACUAUCACAAACACAGUAACUCGCGAUGUGAAGAAGAAUGGUCGCCGUCGAGAAGUAAAGAGGCAGCAGUAUCGUUGUUGUGUUUGUUAGUCGAUUGCAAAUGUCGCGUUCCUCCCCGGAACUGUAUUCAUAAUGUGAAAUAUAAAUUUCAUAAGUGUAUUCCGGAAACGAGCCAGGCCAUAUUUAUGCACGAGAGACAAGCGUUGGAAAUGUCGUUAAGUUGCCGUGGAACUCGAUUGCCAAGAAAUCCUGCGACCAACAUCGAUCCAACAUUAUUACCUACAUGCACUUAAUACUACCGUGCUUUCAAUGACCACCAAAGAAAUGAUAGAAUGAUGUUUAAACGACUCCUACCUAUAAACAUAUUAAGGGCUAUCGUCAUCAUUGAAACGGCAAAUAAAUGCAAUUACGUCCCUAGACCAAAGAUGGAACUUAGAGACAGUAUGGUUUGGCAUUCCAUCGCUACACAUUGGUCAAGAUGUUUUCUUCAAUGGUAGUAACGGUCGAGUAGUUCUAGUGGAAGCACAGGCAUUUAACAGAGAGAGAAAUAAUCCUGCAAAUGGAAACCAUCUACUGCUCGCCAGUGUUCAGGUAUCGAUAAUUCUAAUGCGCUGCAGUAACUGUAAGGGUUGGCGGAAUAACGACGACGCGAAAACGACUCUCCAACUCCUGAACGCCCUCUUCACCCACCCCUAGAAGAAGGUGUUCGCUGCCGGUAUUGUUGUUGAAGAGUGUGCCAAGACAGCAAGCCGUCGGAAAACUCGGGGUCGAUCAUACAAUACGACGUAAUUGACCGAGUUACUGACUGCUUCCUGUGAGUGAGCUUUCUCUCCCCCCUCCCUCAAGUGCGCUGUGAUUGGCCUGCUUUGCUGCGAUGUGGUAUGUUGAUGUUCUUGGGGCAGUUAUAUUAUCGUUAUUGGCUGUGACAGCACCUAUGACAACUGAAAACAAUAAGCUAAAAAGUUCAUGUAGGUUUAUUUACUAGUAAUCUAACUAGUAACUAGUUUGUAGUAGUAUUAUCAGGGAAAAAGAAACAGUUUUUUCGAGUACUCCGUCAGUGAAAACGAUUUAAGGUAGAUCAAACUGAGAACGUCGUGUUGUUGGGUGGAAACGUGUUUCCGGGAGCGUCGCUGGCGUUGCGAUGUCGUUGACGAGUGGUAGUGGCUGUGAUAGAAGCUCAGCCGUAUCGUUACAGCAGCAGAAUCGUCAUGGUGCUAUUUGCUCGUCGACAUCAAAUGCGAUCUCCACGGAAGCAAGUGCAAAAAACAUCGCCACCACAGAUACUACAGUCAUUUAUGAGGAAACAGCUGUAGCACCUGAGUCAUCAGCAGUAACACUGGGUUCGGCGGGUUCAAGUGCUGGCUCCGGGGCAGGCAACGGCGGCAGUGCAGGGGCAAUUUCACUCCGAAACAUGGCAGAGCUAGAUGCAAUUAUGGUGCUUGAGAUAGACGAAGAAGAACUUCUGCAACAGCAGGUGCCUGACGAAACGUCCUGCAUCGUGCCGGAACCCGUCGUCAUUCGUGGAGCUGGAAACAUGACUGUGUUCGGUUUGAGUAACAAAUUUGACACGGAGUUUCCAUCCCAGCUAUCAGCCAAAGUUGCCCCAGAAGAGUUCAAGGCGACUUUAUCGAGGGUGAAUUCGAUUCUUCGUAAAACUCUUCCGGUGAGUGUGAAAUGGUUAUUCUGUGGUUGUCUCUGUUGUUGUUGUACGUUGGGCUGUUCAUUGUGGCCAGUGGUAUGCCUAUCGAAGAGAACACGGCACUGCAUAGAAAAAUUGCUCGACUGGGAAAACUCCCAUCUCUACAACAAACUCGGCCUGCGAUGGAGGCUCGCCAAACAACGCUGUGAUAGUUCCUCCAUGCUAGAAUAUGUUCUUUUAAUAGAAUUUAUUCCCAAGCUGAUGAUACAUAAACCGGACUGAAUAAGUCUCACGGGGCUGAUACACUGAUUGCACGCUUCGUUUUUGUGUAGUAUUAUAGGAGACUCGGAGCGCCGAAUUACGGCAGCGAAUAAGUGAAUGAUGAUAGAUCAUGGAGUAUCUGUCUUUUCUUCAUCUCAUUCAUUGGGGUGGAGGAUGAUGUAUUUGAAAUUGUGAAGUAUCUACAUAUACUCAGUGUCAAUCACUUCAACUUCGUCUUCAGUCGCAGAAAGUCCACCCCCGUACAAGUCGAAUGAAACACAAGGGUCGAGUCGCGAAUUUGCUGUAUGAUAACUGGGAAUGAUAAUAAAAGCUAGAGGAGACAGCCAGUUAACCCGAUGGUGCUCCCCAAUCGUGCGAAUUUGCUCCGCUGUUGGACAAUUUUUCGUGAAGGACAAUACGAAUUAGUGGAGUCGAGUUUUAUGAAUGAUAAUUGGUUGCUUUUGCGUUUAGCAAACUAGUUGUAAUUAUAGUAGUAUUUGAAUAACAGUGAUGAGACCAUAAGCUUGUAAUAAAAAUUUACAAAAACGAACAGAUAAAUGCAGGGGCAACUCGACUCUAGCAUACAAAAAGAAAAUUAUAUAAACCAGUGACAAAUAGUUACAGAAAAUCGAACGUGAUGAUACGUUUAAUUCGCAACGGUAAUAGAAGAAAUGCUCAGCAGAACAAAGCGGCAGUGGGAGAUAAUCAUUGUGUAACGUCGAUGAACGCAAAAGAAUGGGGGAUCGUAUAUUGUAGGUAUUAUGGGUUCGAGAGGAUUGACAACGAGCUGCAUGUAUAUGUUAAAGCAAGUAAUUGAAUUGUUGGAAGAAACGAAACCAUGCUGUAGCAGCAUAAUUGUACAUAGUAUUUUGUAGGCCAAAAACUGUCCUGCUAAUUAAUGGCAUAAGUCGUUUGGACUGAGCGCCUUUCGACAGAUCGGUAAAUGAGAAAAGAUGCUAAAUGCAACUAUAUGAUUAAUUAUUAUUCAUUAUUUAUGUGUACGGUGAUAAUAAAGCAAUUUUCAGGUUGACAAAGGCACCUCCUUUAUAUUGCU
This is a messenger RNA of Varroa destructor (honeybee mite), 3036 nucleotides long. Its product is annotated as cysteine-rich hydrophobic domain-containing protein 2. The record is from RefSeq and is a predicted model, not a curated record. NCBI's taxonomy places the organism in Eukaryota, Metazoa, Arthropoda, Arachnida, Mesostigmata, Varroidae.